AUGGCUACGCAUGAAAGCAAGAAGAAGGAACCCAUAAGGAAGCAGGAUGAAAUUGAAGAAAUUAGCGGCUCAACUGAACAUAUGGAAUCCUUACUAACAGUGAUAUUUACAAGCACUACUAACCUUGGUGAUAACGAUGCAAAUUCUUCAAGUGAACUCAUGGUUGCAUUGCAAGAUAUUAAUGAUAAGGCUGGAACAUCUUUACUGAACAUAUGGAACCCUUACAAACUAUUAGAGACUAAGAAAGUCUAUAAAGGUGUUGUUACAUCUAAAUACUAUUUGUGUAAUAAACAAGGGAUGAGGGAAGAGAAAUUAGGUGCAUUGAGAAGAAGGCUUGUAACUCGUGAAGCAAUUGGGGCAGAUAGUAUUAGUAGGAGAAACUAUUCAUUGUUUGGUGAUUCGAUAUCUGUGGAUGCUACUUAUGGUACUAACAAGUAUAAUCAAAUUUUUGUUCCUUUCACGGGUGUUGACCAUCACAAAAAAUGUGUUACUUUUGCUGAGGGUCUUAUUAGUAGGGAAGAUGUAUCUUCUUAUACUUGGUUAUUUGAAUCUUUUUUGAGGGCAAUGGAUGGAAAACAACCAGAUUCCAUUAUAACAGACCAAGAUUCAGCCAUAAAAAUUGCUCUACCCAAUGUUUUUGACAAGUCUAUUCAUAAAUUCUGUUGUUGGCAUAUAAUGAAGAAACUUACUGAUAAAGUUUCUAUUGAGUUACGUAAUGAUGAUGAGUUUUUAAGAAGAAUUAAUAGACUUGUUUAUAAUAGGAAUAAUGAGCCCCAUGAAUUUGAAGAUCAGUGGUCAAAACUGAUGUCGGAUUAUGAGCAUGCUAAUUUAAGAACUAAUGACUGGUUGAAUAGUAUGUAUGAUAUUAGAGAAAUGUGGGUGCCCGCAUAUUUUAGAGAUCUUUAUAUGGGUGGUUUGCUUAGAACAACAUCUAGGUCGGAAAGUGAGAACAAUUUUUUCAAUUACUUUGUGAACAAAUUUCUUACAUUAGUUGAACUCCAAAUGAGGUUUCAAAGUGCGAUGGAUAUUCAACGUUAUAUGAUGCAGACACUAGAUAGUAAAUGCAAAUUAUAUUCUGCACCUUUGAAGACUCGUAUCCCUCUUGAAAAACAUGCUUCUAGUGUCUACACAGAUGUUGUUUUUAAGGAUUUUCAAGAACAAAUUCUUAGUGCACGCGAUGAGUGUGGUUUUGAAAAGAAUUUCGUUAGAGAUGGCAAGGAUGUGUAUCGUGUGGUACAUUUCAACACUGGGACAAUUUUUGAAGUUGUGUAUGAUGCACAAACAUUGUAUGUUGAUUGCUCUUGUAAGUUAUUCAAAAGAGUAGGAGUCUUAUGUAAGCAUGCAUUAUGGGUUUUGCAUGCAAAAGGCGUGAAAUAUAUACCAGAACCUUACAUAUUGAAAAGGUGGACAAAAGAUGCUAGCAAAACACCUGUCUAUGAUAUUGAUGGCACGUUAUUGGAUGGUAAUAAUGCUAUGGAAUCUAGAAAAGGGGUUUUAGGAGAUGUUUGGAAUGAGGUACAUCGAUGCAUUAGUUUGGCAGAAGAUGAUGAGGAUGAUUUGGUUGAACUUUUGCACAAAAUGAAGUUGUAUUCAGCUGAGCUUUUAGCAAAAAAGAAUCGUGGGGUUGAGAAGACAAAACGUCAAGAGUUGGAAAAUUUUUUGGGUUGCGAAGCUCCUACAACAAUUACAAUUCAAUACCCUAAACAAUCUUCAAACAAAGGCAAGAGGAAAGAAAAAGAUCCAAAACAAAAGGAUACUGAAGAUGAAGAAGAGCAAAGGGUGACCAAGUAA
Messenger RNA from Amaranthus tricolor (Joseph's coat), 1791 nucleotides. RefSeq names its product protein FAR1-RELATED SEQUENCE 9-like. Gene Ontology annotation, biological process: regulation of DNA-templated transcription. Gene Ontology annotation, molecular function: zinc ion binding. Lineage: Eukaryota; Viridiplantae; Streptophyta; Magnoliopsida; Caryophyllales; Amaranthaceae. Bases 1 to 1791 code for a protein of 596 amino acids. The transcript is spliced from 5 exons. The record is from RefSeq and is a predicted model, not a curated record.